Molecule: messenger RNA, 1322 nt
Organism: Arachis stenosperma
Lineage: Eukaryota; Viridiplantae; Streptophyta; Magnoliopsida; Fabales; Fabaceae
Product: alanine--glyoxylate aminotransferase 2 homolog 3, mitochondrial-like
Cellular component (GO): mitochondrion
Molecular function (GO): pyridoxal phosphate binding; transaminase activity
Source: RefSeq, a predicted model, not a curated record
AUGGUGCAGGUGAAUGUAGUGGACGGAAAGAUGCAGUACCUGUUUGAUGAUAAGGGACGGAGGUACCUUGACGCAUUCGGGGGAAUUGCUACGGUGUGCUGCGGCCAUUGCCACCCUGAUGUGGUGGCGGCCAUAGUGGAACAAACAAAACGGUUGCAGCACUCUACAGUAUUGUAUCUGAACCAUUCCAUUGCUGAUUUUGCUGAGGCCCUGGCUUCUAAGCUCCCCGGUAAUCUAAAGGUUGCGUUUUUCACAAAUUCCGGAACAGAAGCAAACGAAUUAGCAAUACUGAUAGCAAAGAUGUACACGGGGUGCCAUGACGUAAUAUCUCUAAGAAACUCUUAUCAUGGGAAUGCAACUGGGACCAUGGCAGCCACAGCUCAAAGCAUUUGGAAAUUCAAUGUUGUGCAGAGUGGUGUCCAUCACGCUAUAAAUCCAGACCCUUACAGAGGCAUUUUUGGUUCUGAGGAAGAGAAGUAUGCAAGGGAUGUCCAAGACAUCAUCAAUUUCGGAACUUCUGGCAAUGUUGCCGCCUUCGUGGCCGAGGCCAUACAGGGAGUGGGGGGCAUUGUUGAGAUGGCUCCUGGUUACUUGCCACUUGCAUAUGAUAUGGUUAGAAAAGCUGGGGGUCUUUGUAUUGCUGACGAAGUUCAAGCUGGAUUUGCACGUGUUGGUAGCCUUUGGGGUUUUGAGACCCAUGGUGUUGUACCUGACAUUGUCACCGUUGCAAAGGGUAUUGGAAAUGGCAUUCCCCUUGGUGCUGUAGUAACCACUCCAGAGAUUGCAAAGGCAUUGACUCAGAGAAAUUACUUUAACACCUUUGGUGGCAACCCUGUUUGCACUGCUGCAGGAUUGGCUGUUUUGAGAGUAAUAGAAAAAGAGAACCUUCAAGAAAAUGCAUUGCUAGUUGGAUCUUAUUUGAAGCAAAGGCUUAAUUCUCUCCAGGACAAAUAUGACUUGAUUGGUGAUGUGAGAGGAAAAGGCUUGAUGCUUGGUGUUGAAUUUGUUACUGAUCGUGAACUUAAAACACCAGCAAAAGAUGAAACACUACACUUGUUGGACCAACUUAAAGAAUUAGGCGUGCUAGUUGGGAAGGGUGGAUACUAUGGAAAUGUCUUCAGAAUCACACCUGCAUUGUGUUUCACCAAAGAAGAUGCAGACUUCCUUGUGGAUGCAAUGGACUACUCACUAUCUAGAAUCUGAGGGUUUAAAUAAGAUCCAAAUUGUAAAUAAAUGUUUUAUUUUCAUCUCAUCAUGAUAAAUAGUGACACUGUUAUCAUAUCAAAAUCUCUCUCAGAAAUAAAGUUUAAGAAGUUUAUAGU